UCAUGAUGGCGGGGAAAAAUUAGGUACCCCGUGCAGCCACUAUGCGAAUAAAACAACAAAACAUCAUCUUCGCGUUUCAUACUACGAAACAUGUGAAACGAGGCAACUUCAGUCAGACCCGUAAAUGGCAAAAAUCCUUAGCCCCUUUUUGCCCUCAUUUAAAAAUAGCCGGCUUAAACGCGUGCAAUAGAAGUCGACGGAAGAGGAAGUACUUGAUAAAUGGAGAACGAACAAGCGACUGUGUCGGAAUCCUCGACGAUAUGUUCGAUCAAUAGCGAAAGCUUCCACAAUAUCGACGAUCGGUGUAAAGAACUAUCGGAUGACGAGCACUGCGAGAAGGAUAACACGAAUUCGGACUUAGUGUUGGAUCUUCGUGACGUAAAUCCGUAUUGCGAACCAGUCUCUGAGAACGAGUCGUUGGAGAAGCUUUCAGCUGUAAUCGAACAGCCGGAGGAAUCGUCAGUGAUUUUAGAAGAUGCUCGAUCGUCGCGGGAUGAUCGCGAGGACAGAGAUAUCAUUCUCCGGGAUCGCAUAGAGUCGCUUCGUGAAUUAAUGAGGAAUCUAAAGGACGAGCUGAAGAGAGAGGUGGAGCUAUGGCGAAAGGAAAGAGAAGAGUUGCAACUCUUACGCGAAAAAGAUAAUGCGAUGGCUCUGGAGGAAGCAACUGCAGCUGCACGAGCAGCUGCGGCAGCUUACGCCGUGGAAUCACCGCUAUCUAACAAUUUUGAUCUGACGUCCGAGGACACGAUCAGGGAACUAACGAUACUCGAGUAUGAGAAAAGGCUGGCCAAGUAUCAAGACCAGUAUUCGUUUAGUCAAGCGGAGAAACGAUAUAACACUCGUUGGAAAAUGAUCGCGAGCGCCUACAAGCAGAAAUUGAUCGAAGUUGAACGACUCUGUAACGAAGAGCUGGAAAAGGUUCAGCAAAAUGCGAGCCACCUUCAACCGCUCAAGGAAAUGGCAUCGCAAUGGUACACCGACGAAAAAAACCACGGCGACACGAUUCGACGAUCCGAAUUUGGCGCCAGUGUGGACAAAAGCGCCAUUUUGAACGAGGAAAGCGCGCGUGGGAACAAGUUUCAAAGCAUCGACGCGGAAGUUAACAUGGCGCCCGAGAUAUUCGUUGCCAGAUUUAAAUCGGAGAAUUUGGCAAAAAACGAUAGAUACUACCCACAAUUUUAACUCUUACUUUCUACAUAUAUAUUUGUACAUUAAACAUUUAUUACGCCCUUAGUGCGAACUCAUUCGAGCAAGAUUAAAAUUUUUUAUAACUCUUCAUUCGUUUUGAACAAUUCGUCGACUAGUUCUACUAAUUCACCGAACACUAGUA
Messenger RNA from Hylaeus volcanicus, 1330 nucleotides. RefSeq lists its product as uncharacterized. Bases 220 to 1182 code for a protein of 320 amino acids. The record is from RefSeq and is a predicted model, not a curated record. The transcript has 3 exons. NCBI's taxonomy places the organism in Eukaryota, Metazoa, Arthropoda, Insecta, Hymenoptera, Colletidae.